Molecule: messenger RNA, 1623 nt
Organism: Chrysoperla carnea
Lineage: Eukaryota; Metazoa; Arthropoda; Insecta; Neuroptera; Chrysopidae
Gene: Ublcp1
Product: ubiquitin-like domain-containing CTD phosphatase 1
Exons: 4
Coding region: 18-1076 (352 amino acids)
Cellular component (GO): nucleus
Molecular function (GO): phosphoprotein phosphatase activity; protein binding
Source: RefSeq, a predicted model, not a curated record
AACAUUUGUAAGUCAAGAUGGAGGAUGUAAAUUUAAACAAGAUUAAUUUAGUGAUCAAAUGGAGUGGAAAAGAGUUUAAACUAAAUGAUUUUGAUACAAAUAAUACUGUAUUAUUGUUAAAACAGGCCAUCCAAAAUGUAACGGGAGUCCUUCCAGAAAGACAGAAAUUAUUAAACGUCAAAUUUAGAGGAAAGCCAGCUGAUGAUACUGUGGUCAUUUCCACGUUAAAUUUAAAAGAUGGUUUUAAAAUUAUGAUGAUGGGAUCAUUGGAGGAGUCCAUUGCACAAAUAAAUACACCUCAAGAGCCGAAUGAUGUUGUAAAUGACUUAGAUUUACCUGAUGAAGAGUUAACUGUUGACAAUUCGAUAUAUAUUUCGAAGAUAGAAAAAAGAAUUGCAACAUAUAAAAUAGAUAUACUGAACCCACCACGUGACAAUAAAUAUUUAAUUGUUUUGGAUAUCGAUUAUACAAUAUUUGAUCAUCGUUCCACAGCUGAACAACCAGUAGAAUUAAUGCGGCCUUAUUUGCAUGAAUUUUUAACAACAUUAUAUCCAUAUUAUGAUAUUAUGUUUUGGUCUGCAACUAGUAUGAAAUGGAUAUUGGAAAAACUAAAAUUAUUAGGUGUUACAAAUCAUCCUGAUUAUAAAAUUGUAUGUCAUUUGGAUUCAGCUGCUAUGAUUUCAGUUAGUUCGUCUUCACCCAAACAUGAAUUAGUUGAUGUAAAACCUUUACAAGUAAUUUGGGGGAAAUUUCCACAAUAUAGUCCAACGAAUACUGUGAUGUUAGAUGAUAUACGUCAUAAUUUUUUAAUGAACAAACAAAGUGGUUUACGAAUUCGAGCUUUUCGGCAAGCACAUUUUAAUCGUUACAAAGAUAAAGAACUAUUCUUUUUAGCAAAAUAUUUAAAAUAUAUUGCAAAAAAGCAUAUUGAUUUAACGACAUUAAAUCAUCGCAAAUGGGAAAGUUUUAUUUCUCAUGCUAAAGAUUUAGAUCAAAUAUUAUACGGAGAAGAGGACCUCACAGCGAACACAACGUCUCAAAAUGAAAACAGUAAUAAUACCACCGCUGAAGAUUAAAAUAUAUUCUUUUUAUAAAUGAAAUGCCUCAAAAUCAUAAACGUAUAGAAUAAAUUGCACAUUGUUUUGUAUGUCUCUUAUUUUUUUAUAUAAUCAUUAGUCCUGUUCAAAAUCAACAUGCUCGUCGACACUUGUACGGGCGUCUACAACAUUGUCUAUCUCUUACUAAUUAUAAAAAAAAUACAUGCUUUCUUUUUAGAUACCCGCACAAAAGUUGUCGCUCAUUGUUAUUUUGAACGAAUCCAAUGUGUUAAUAUGAUGUUUUAUCGAUAUGAUUGUUUUUAUUUCUUCUAUGGCUUUUUUCAUUAAAUUUUUUCGGUAACGUUGUUGCGACUUUACAUUUGGAUAAUCGGAAUCAUUGUUGAUACUGAUGUUCAAGUGCUUUCAGAAAGAGGUCAAAAUACGGAAUUCUUCAAAUGUGCGAUUAUUCUAUAUGGCUAUGCUUACUACUUAAUAAAUUGAGUUUUUUAUUAUAUACAAUGAUACAAAAAGCUUUAAAAUUUGCUGUGUACGAUUUAAAUAUUUUCGAGCAAUAAAUUAUUUCUAC